Molecule: messenger RNA, 1160 nt
Organism: Drosophila navojoa
Lineage: Eukaryota; Metazoa; Arthropoda; Insecta; Diptera; Drosophilidae
Cellular component (GO): membrane
Source: RefSeq, a predicted model, not a curated record
CAUUAGCAUGGCCGAAGCAAACAACACGCAACAGGCAAUGGUCAGCAGCAGUGAACAAUUUAAUGGUCGCCACUCGGCAUCACCAACACGUACUAUAGAGUCGCACGACUCGACAACGGGCAGCAUGGAUACGAUUGUGGAUCGCAGUCUGAAUCGUAAUGAUCUGUUGCAAGCGACCAAUACCAUUGAGAAAGAAACCAAUGCGAACAUCGCGACCAAUCGCGACGGUAGCUUGACCAAGUCACAAAUAGUGAUACUGCAACAGGAUUCACAGCAGGGUCAGCAGAAGCAAGAGCAAGUGGAACUGAAUGAACGUCAGCAUUUUGACGCUCAGAGUCACAUAUAUUCCAGUCCUGUCUACGAUGAGAAACCUUCGCUUCCGUUGAUGCUAACGGCUGCUACAUUGCUGGCCAAUGAAUUUAAUAUGAACGAUGAUAAGGGUGAUCAUACAAAGAAAUCCAAGCUCAUAAGCCACGAAGAGUUUAAGCACCAACUGGAAGAGGCAUCAGUUUUACGUAAACCGGUCAAGAGUGUUAGCAAUACCAUCGAUUCUCGCAUCAACAAGAAGCAACGCUGCCCACCGGAAUAUAUUGAGUAUAAGGGCAGCAGUGGCAGUGGUACCAGUGAUAUUGCAGCCAAUUGUUCCACGUUGUUAGCAACGGCGCGACGCAAGCAUCGGGCCAGCAAUGAAUGCUGCUCCGCAUUUCCAUUGCAAAUCGUGUUAGGCACUUUACAACUAGUUUUGGCCAUUUCAUUGGUGGCGCUCGGCUCCCUGUUAAUAGUGCGCGACGCGACCUUGUCAAUGGCCGGUUGCGGAAUUUGGACUGGUUUGAUUGCAGCCGUCACCGGCUCAUUGGGCGUGGUCAGCAUACGCAAGACCCAAACGGCUUUUCUUGCGCUCAGUUUGGUAUGCAUUGCCAGCAGUACGUUGGCGCUGGCCAUUUCUGGUGUGGGCCUGUCGCGUGACCUCAAUCGCAUGGCCGAGCAAAAGGGUGAACAGUUCGACUUGAUGAAUGCCCAUGACGAGGUUCCAGCUGCUUGUGUAUUAAUAUUUGUACUAUUUUUACACUUUGUGAUCAGCAUUGUUUCGGUUUAUCGCUGCGCCCUGCAGAUUUGCACAACGUGAGUACUUAUUUAUAAUUUAAAUUAGUAAUUUAAAA